Drosophila ananassae is the source of this 464-nucleotide messenger RNA. RefSeq lists its product as uncharacterized. The coding region runs from base 100 to 297 and encodes 65 amino acids. The record is from RefSeq and is a predicted model, not a curated record. Lineage: Eukaryota; Metazoa; Arthropoda; Insecta; Diptera; Drosophilidae. The transcript has 2 exons.
GAACAGAUAGAAAGAGAGUCAUACUUAGCGAUAGGAGCUACUAUAUAAAAAUAUGUGCUUCUAUAUAAUGCCACAUCAUUACAACUCCUCGCCUUGACCAUGCACCUCAGUCAGCAUAUCGUGGUGCUAUUUCUGUGGCUCUGCUGCGCUCUACUCGGCGCUCGAGGCCAGCCUUGGCGUUGGGGACCUGGCUCGAAUAGUGGACCAAUUGGGGGGCCCGCCUGGAACGGAGGCCCUGACGAGUCCACCGAUAACAUAAUAAUUCACUCGAAUGGAGGCGGAAAAUGGCGUUACUAAUUUAAAUCGGUUCUAAGAAUGAUUUGUUUUGCAACUAUUUUUUCCAAGAACAUUUACGAGACUCACGACUCAACUGGAGUCAUUGUCAUACUUUACAACUUUUUUAUUUUCAUAUACGUAACAAUAUUUAAAAUAUACUCAAAUAAAUAUAUAAGAUUUUACUAAAA